CUCCAAUGUCCACCUCCAAGAUCCCCAUAUUCCGGCCCCUCGGCCUCCGUGCCGUGUAUCUUAGAAACAAAACUAAACGGGCACCAUGGCGCCCUCAUCCUCCGUAGUGAACAAGCUCAAAGUGCAGCUCAAGCUCUCCAUCUCGCGGCUACGCAUGAUGCAGCAAAAGGACAGCGCGAAGGCGAAGCAGCAGCGGCGGGAAAUGGCGCAGCUGCUCGAGGCCGGCAAAGUGGCGAGCGCGCGCAUCCGCGUCGAGAACAUCAUCCGGGCGGACAUCACGACGGAGCUGCACGAGAUGCUCGAGCUGUACUGCGAGUUGGUGCUCGCGCGGUCGCAGUUGUUGGAUGCGCCGGGGAACAACCACAGCAGUAACAAUAAUGGGGCGGCAGCGGCGGCGCUGGACCCGGCGCUCGAGGAGGCGGUGCGCAGCCUCAUCUAUGCGGCGCCGAGGACGGAGGUCAAGGAGCUGCAUGCGGCGAGGGCGCUGCUGGUGGAGAAGUUUGGGAAAGAGGUGGCGGUGGCGAGUAUGGAGGGGGAGGGGGUCGCGGAGCGCGUGGUUGCGAAGUUGAGGGUCGAGACGCCGAAAAGGGAGUUGGUGGAUGCGUAUUUGGGGGAGAUUGCGAGGUUUUAUGGUGUCCCGUUUGGGAGGGAGGUGAAGGUUGAGGAAGAAGAGGAUGACGAUGAGGGUGAAGGUGGGGUGAAGGAGAAGGCGGAGAGGGAGGGGAGGCAGUUGGAGGCGCCUUUGGAGGCAGAGCCGGGGAAGGCGAAGUCGACGGCGAGGGUGAGGGAGGAAGACGAGACGGAGGAGCUGGUCAAGGCCACGCCGCCCAAGACUUUGGGUCCGACCAGCCCGUUACGCAUCACGCCCCCGAGUCCCAGUACCGAUAACGUGGCGCCCAAGUUGAAGUUGCCGGGGGUGCCGGGGGAUAUUGCGGCGCCGCCGGCGGCGAAGGGUAGGAUUAGGGAGGAGAAGAAGGUGAGGAAGGAGGAUGGGGCGGGGGCUAGGAUACCGGAUGUGGAUGAGUUGGCGAGGCGGUUUGCGGAGUUGAAGAGGUGA
Westerdykella ornata is the source of this 1057-nucleotide messenger RNA. RefSeq names its product DUF292-domain-containing protein. The record is from RefSeq and is a predicted model, not a curated record. The transcript has 2 exons. Bases 86 to 1057 code for a protein of 323 amino acids. Gene Ontology annotation, biological process: protein transport. NCBI's taxonomy places the organism in Eukaryota, Fungi, Ascomycota, Dothideomycetes, Pleosporales, Sporormiaceae.